GUAGCCCUUCAGCCAAUGAGGAUGCAGUGCCGGGAAAUACAGCAGUGAAACGGCACAUAGCUUUGAUGCUGGUGCUGAUUUGCAGUGUGAGAGAAUGUUAAUGUGCGCGUGUAUUUCAUUUCAUUUUCCCCAGAUCUGAUUAACUCCUCACUACAGGCAACUGUUUUGUGUCAGUGUGUGUGAAGAGGGCUUUCGUGAAGAGACCCCCGGGGGUGACUGCGGGGACUGAGCAGUUACAAGAGGCUUAUCUUCUUCAGAGUGGGAUAAACCCCCAAAAACUAUUAAUCUCAAACAUUUCUUCUCCUAAGACCUUAUCUCAAGUGUCCUGCAGGUACUACAGACAGAAGUACCCUCCCUCUAUCUCUUUUUCUCCAGGAGACAACAGCUCUCCGAUACAGGGACUGUGUGUGUGGCCUAGUCAUUGAGGAUGAAGUGGAACCUGUUCAAGAAUAAGCCUGAGGCCAUGGUGGGUCCAGAGCCCACGGGCACCGGCGCCACUAUGACCGCAGCCCCAGCCGUCGCCAUCGCCACCACCAUGGCUGAACCCCCAGGCAACGGCACAGUUUCCAAGAACGACAUGUUCGAAGAGAUCAAGAGCAAGUUCAUGAACGAGAUCGAUAAGAUCCCAUUGCCCUCCUGGGCCAUCAUAGCUAUCGCUGUGGUGGCCGCCCUCCUCAUCCUCACCUGCUGCUUCUGCAUCAUCAAGAAGUGCUGCUGUAAGAAGAAGAAGAACAAGAAGGGCAAGAAGGGCAAAGAUGGCCUCAACAUGAAGAACAUGAAAGGAGACGAGGACGAUGAUGAUGAUGAAGGUGAGACAGGCCUCACGGAGGAGGAGAAAGAGGAGGAAGAGAAGGAAGAGGAGAAACUUGGCAAGCUGCAGUACUCGCUGGACUAUGACUUCCAAGACAGUAAGCUCACAGUGGGAAUCCUCCAAGCUGCUGAUCUUAUCUCCAUGGACAGCGGAGGUACCUCUGACCCGUACGUCAAGGUCUUUGUCCUCCCAGACAAGAAGAAGAAGUUUGACACCAAGGUUCAAAAGAAAAACCUGAACCCGGUCUUUAAUGAGUCAUUUGUUUUCAAGUUACCAUAUGAUGAACUCGGUGGGAAAACCCUGGUGAUGUCAGUCUUUGACUACGACCGAUUCUCCAAGCAUGACAUCAUUGGAGAGGUGAGGAUCCCCAUGAACACCAUUGACCUGGGACAGCCCAUCGAAGAAUGGAAGGACCUGGAGAGUGCAGACAAAGAGGAGCCUGAGAAGCUGGGAGACAUCUGUAUCUCUCUUCGUUACGUGCCCACCGCUGGCAAACUCACUGUCUGUAUCCUGGAGGCAAAGAACCUCAAGAAGAUGGACGUGGGUGGACUGUCUGAUCCCUAUGUGAAGAUCGCGUUGCUGCAGGGAGGCAAGAAACUGAAGAAGAAGAAGACUACAGUGAAGAAGAACACACUGAAUCCGUACUACAAUGAGUCCUUCAGCUUUGAGAUCCCAAUGGACAUGAUGCAGAAAAUUUUGGUGGUGGUGACAGUGUUUGAUUAUGACAAGAUUGGCAAGAAUGACGCCAUUGGGAAGAUAUUUGUGGGCAGCAAGGCGACGGGCCCUGGUCUGAAGCAUUGGUCUGACAUGCUCUCUAACCCCAGGCGUCCCAUUGCCCAGUGGCACCCACUACAACAGGAGGAGGAUAUAGAUGCGGCACUGGCAGGUUUAAAUGCAAAAAAGUAACUUAACUUGUCCGAUUGAUUACCAACUAACCAACUAACUCAGAAACCCUCCCUCCCCAACUGCCAUACACUGCAUGAAACUCAUGACUUCCACAUGAUUCUGUCAUGUCUAUUUGAAACACUGAACAAAAAAAAGAAACAUCUAAAAUAUCAGCUUAUUCAUAAUUAAAUCGAAGAACAUAAACUACACUUUUCCCAACACCAUAGCAUUUCACGUAUUUAGUGUAAAGAGAGAAGAGGGAAAUUGAGCGAUAAAUUGAUUGAUUGAUUGAUAAAUUGAUCUGUGUUUCAUUUGAACAUGCUUUUUAGGAACAGAUGCUUAGAUGCUGACAAUGAAAGUUUGGAGAAAGACUCAAUGAAAUUGAUGCUGGUUAUAGCUUCUUCAUUUAGUUUAUAGAACAUUGUGCAUGCUUUACUUAUGCUCUCACUGCUCUACAUAAACCAUGCCAAACCGAUUCCCAUUAGCAUAUAUCUUGUUCUCAACCCAUAAGUGUGCCAUAUCUUGCAGUAGAUAUUAGUAUUGGGACAUUUCUCACAUAAAACAGUUUUUAAUCUACUAAUGGAAAGGGUUUAGGUGAGAUGGUAGGUAUUAAGGUAAUACAAUGCAGCAAUUCAUUCCAGAAAGUCUUUCUGAAAGAACUUUAAAAUGCAAGUUUUUUUUGUUCCAAUUGUAUUAUCAUUAUUAUUAUUGUUAUUAUUAUUUUUAUUAUAUAUAUUCCCAUGUAUAAGAGAGAUGGACAUAUUGUGGCAAAAAUGAUAUUUGGCUUUACAGUUAAAAAUGAUUACUUAUCAAACACGAUUAAUUUCGAUGCCGUUAUGGACAGGGUCCAUACACCUUCCAGUGUUUUCAGUGUGAAACCCAGACUGGGUUGAAUUCAUGGGUGCCUUUAGGCUCUCAACUCAGAAUGCACUGAGGGAAACUGUAUCCCUGGCAAACGUCAUAAUGGCACAGUCCAAAAGACCUACUUUGACCACUUGGAUGUAAAAGUGAUUACUUAUCCAUGUCCAAAGUAAAGAUGAUUGAAGAACUAUCACUGUCAUCCAAAACCAUGACGACCAUGCUUUGUUAGUGAUGAGAUAUUUACUACUAAUAGCAUGUGUUGAAAACACAUUUGACCUUUUACUAUUUUAAGUCAAAGAUACACAAUGUUGAGGAUGUAUGUUCAAGAAAAUAAAGAAAAAUGAUCAAUCAUAUUCUACUACGACAGCAUUGCACCCUGUACACUAUUGUGAGCACAUUUUUGGCAUUAAUGCUAUCGAGAUGAAAGAAACAUAUGUUAUAAGAUGGGACCAUAUGCUUGUUACAGCCACUGCCUGUGAAUUGUAAAGCACUCUGCAUCUCUGAAAUGACUGAUACAAACAUACUGGAGGGGAUGUUUUCUCAGUUUAAAAGUGUGUUUGCAUGAAGGCCCAACGUCUAUUUCUCUCUGCUGAGGAUGACUGUAGUGGUGUGGGUAUACAUUCAAUUCUUGGAUGUUCACAUUGUAAUGAUGAAAAGUUCAUCAUCAAGCAACCGGAAAUGCAGCAUUUGCUUGAAACAAAUGAGAGUAAAGUAAGCAUGAUUUAUGCUUUGUGCUUAUCUUCAUGUCGUUAGCUUUGACUUUUGCACCAUGCACUCAUCCGCAGCCUGCUUAGUAUGUAACCCUCUUCUGUAAGACGCCAAAGUCCUGAAACAUUGUGGUAUUGUCCGCUGUUUAUUCAAACCUGUUUUUCCCAAGGGCGUUGUUCGUUAGACAUCCUGAAAUGUUGAUUGCCAGGAGGCCAUGGUGUAUAAGGUGAUCAAACUGAAAGGAGGGGGAACGUUGGCAUACUAAUAAGUCCAUUGAUAUGUAGUUUUGACCCCCUCUCUCUCGUCCUACUGUAAACAUACAGUGAGAAAAUGUCAUAAUACAGCAUGUAUCUAUGAAAUGUUGUAAAUAGCGGCAUGUUUUAAAGAGGAACCAUAAUUAGUGUGUAUGUGUGUUUGUGUCCAAUGUCAUUUUGAUAAUAAAAUGGAGAGAAAAAUAUGCACUGACUGCACAUUUGAUGUAUUUUCCCUUAAGGGUAUAAUAGGACUGAACAUAUGUCUGCAUAGUACAUGUUGAUUUUACAGGCUAUUUUCUUGCCUGAAAUUCAACAGUGUUACUUCAUUUGUAUUUUAUUUACAUAUGUCUACAGUGGACAACCUGAAAUGUAUGACUAUAUGCUGGGGCUACAAGUCAAAAUGCAAUAUUACUUACAUUUCCUGCUUUCACUUGUAUGUGUGCAGGGUCUUCGAUGGCCAGGAUUUAUUGUGUAUUUUUGCAAAAGCAGAACAUUUACUAGCUCCUUUGCUUUGUAAUUCUAAGUACCGUAAGUGUUUCCUUCAAGUAUCCUGCCGGAGGUGGUAGUCACCGCCUUAUCAAAAAUGAUUUGAAUCUGCUGUGUUGGGUUGACCAGUGUUCUAGUACUAAGUCAGACUACAGUACUACACAAAUUUAAAUCCAACUACUAGACCGUGCUUAACGUUAGAUUGUUUAGUCCCAGGUUCAUGUUAUCAGAUAUAGCUCAUUGUAUAGGAGUCAAAGCAUGGACUUGUAGCCCCGUUUCAAUAACUCUCCAUAUCUGUACCCUGAGUAGUCCUCUGCUUGCUGUCAUCCACUGGUGUCAUAACAGUUAAACAUGUAUUUUUGUGUAUGUUAAGAAGUAAAGCCAUACAACUUGAGUUUAAGUUUC
Messenger RNA from Oncorhynchus kisutch (coho salmon), 4410 nucleotides. Its product is annotated as synaptotagmin-2. Gene Ontology annotation, cellular component: dense core granule; exocytic vesicle; axon. Bases 428 to 1717 code for a protein of 429 amino acids. The record is from RefSeq and is a predicted model, not a curated record. Lineage: Eukaryota; Metazoa; Chordata; Actinopteri; Salmoniformes; Salmonidae. Gene Ontology annotation, molecular function: calcium ion binding; clathrin binding; SNARE binding. The transcript is spliced from 9 exons. Gene Ontology annotation, biological process: calcium ion-regulated exocytosis of neurotransmitter; synaptic vesicle endocytosis.